Molecule: messenger RNA, 1437 nt
Organism: Microtus ochrogaster (prairie vole)
Lineage: Eukaryota; Metazoa; Chordata; Mammalia; Rodentia; Cricetidae
Gene: C2H3orf52
Product: chromosome 2 C3orf52 homolog
Source: RefSeq, a predicted model, not a curated record
UAAGGUCAGCUGUCCAAGGGCCUCCUCUCGCUGGCUUGGCCCUUCCCCUCCAGGCCAGCCCACCACAGGUAGAUCUGGAGCAGCCCCAGGUCUACCUGCCGCGCCAGGUGGGUGGAGUGUGAGCUGAGGACUCUCCCUGUCUUGGACUCUGCACCCUUAGGUGCCUCGGUCUUGCCUCUCGGCAGAGCGUCUGUCCUUUGCGCUGCCAUGGAAGAGGGCAGAGCCCCAUCGCCCCGGGAAGAGCUGGAGCUCUCGACGCUGGAGCUGGAGAGGGAGCAGGAAGAACAGACGCCUCUCAGAGUCCAGAUUCAGCCUUCCUCCGCCGAGAGACCUAGCCCAGCCCAGACAGACAAGGAAAGUCCCUGGAGUCCCUGUAACAAGACGGUGUUUGGACGAUGUAAACUGUGGAUGGUCAUUGUCACCAUUUUUCUGUGUUUUGUCGUAGUGAUCACUAUAAGCUUAUGCCUUAUAGGAGUAACUUACAUCGAUGAAGAUGAGAAUGAAAUGCCUGAAUUAUCGUCAAACAAAACAUUCUUUGUCAUGCUCAAGAUUCCAGAGGAGUGUGCUAAUGAAGAGGACUUGCCUCACUUGCUCACUAAAAGGCUCACCGACGUAUAUACACAGUCACCGUCGCUGAGUCGUUAUUUCACCUCUGCUGACAUCGUGGACUUCAGCGUUGAAAACGCCACGGUAACCUACCACUUGCAGUUCGGAGUUCCAGCUGAGGAUGAUGGCUUCAUGGAGUUCAUGAUGAGUGAAGAGCUGGUGCUUGGCAUUGUGCGACAGAAUUUCCACGAUAAGAAUCUGUCUAGUUGUGAGAGUCUCGGGCAGGACCCAGAAUCUCUCUUGCUCUAUGAAUGAAGUGGUGGAGGUUGGUCUGUGUCAGAAAGCAAUGCUCUGCAGUUUCAGAAGGAAGAGAAUUCAAAAACCUAUCUUGCAGUGACCAGCGGGGGAGACAGUCCAUCUUGUAGUGACCAGCAGGAGGAGACAGUCCUCCCACUCAUGCUGCACAGAUAGGGAGCCUGGCUCCAUUUGCUGAAUUCGUGAGAGCUGUCCCAGCUGGAUUCAGGAGCUAGAUGAGGUCUGGGGCGAACCAAAGAUCCACAACCCAAGAUUCCUGCUGCCUUUGAAGCACUGGCUGCCUCUGCUCGAGCAUGGAUGCUUUUCCUACAGUCCAAGCAGAGUACCUGGCUGUUAACCUGUGUUAAUGGGGCAAGGUGAAAGCAAGUAGUCAGGGGACGGGGAACCAAGUCAAUCGUUCUCAUUCAAGCCCUCUCUCCACUCACAAUUAUAUUUGAUAGACCUCUAAGCAAAGGAUGGGAGGAACAGGAAGGUGCCUCUAAGACCUACGGACCAUAACUCUUCGUCUACCUCCACCACCUAUACCUAGGUGUCUGAACAACUGAGCUCAGCCACAUCACUGAGUGUUACAUACAG